UGUGGUUUGGGUCCCAUCUGCGGGUAUUAACUGUUACGCCCAGGCGGAGAACCCGCGUAAACCACAGGCUCACCCUGGGUCCCUUCCAUUUCAACUUUCACGCGUCUCUGAAUUCUCGAACCCUUUCCUCCAACAAUCUCCUGAUUUCCUCCCGCUUUGAUCAUUCAUCUUAUCUUUUCCGCCUCUUUGCCCGUUGCUGUUGCAGCUUAAAUUUGGGAUUUUUUCUUCCGUUCUUUUACAAAGUGUUGGCGAGUUAUUGAUAAGUGGCAGCAUGAGGCCGGGAACUCCGAACUUUGGAGAAUGUUCUAGUUCAACUUCGUUGAGCUCUCAUCUGGAGGACGUUGACGACGAUCACAUGAUUGCUGUUGUUUUGACGGAAGAGUAUGCUAAGCUAGACGGUGCUAUUGCCCGACGCCUCGCCAACCUUGCCCCUAUUGCUCAUGCUCCAAGGAUAAAUUUGUAUAUCCCAAACCAAAGUGAUGCCAGUUUGGAAUAUCAUAGGCUUCUUCAGAGGUUAAAUGUCUAUGGUUUGCAUGAAGUGAAGGUCUCUGGUGAUGGAAAUUGUCAGUUUCGAGCACUUUCAGAUCAGAUGUUCAAAUCACCCAAGUAUCACAAGCUUGUGCGAAAAGACAUUGUAAAGCAGAUAAAGGACUACCGUUCUCUAUAUGAGGGUUAUAUUCCAAUGAAGUUCAGUCGUUAUUACAAGAAAAUGGCGAAAUCUGGUGAAUGGGGGGACCAUAUUACCCUACAAGCUGCAGCUGAUAAGUUUGUGGCAAAGAUUUGCCUCCUGACAUCAUUCAGAGACACUUGUUUCAUUGAAAUUGUUCCGCGAUCUCAGACUCCAAAGCGUGAGCUUUGGUUAAGUUUCUGGUCUGAGGUUCAUUACAAUUCACUUUAUGCAGUUCAAGAUGUUCCAGUUCAACAAAAGCCAAGAAAAAAACAUUGGUUGUUCUAGGAAAACAGAUUGUUGCGAGUAUAGCAUCACUAGGUAUUUGAGUACUACACUGCAAAAAUUCUUGUUUUUCUUUUAAAAAAAUGAUUGAUCCCAAUUUUUCUACUUUUGUUUCAUUUUGUGUAAAUAGUUUGUCAUACGUACAUUGUGUUGUAUUACUGCACUUAUGAAUCCUUAUCUUAAUAAAAUUACAGUCGCAUUACGGACUCAAGAACUA
Molecule: messenger RNA, 1169 nt
Organism: Cucurbita moschata (crookneck pumpkin)
Lineage: Eukaryota; Viridiplantae; Streptophyta; Magnoliopsida; Cucurbitales; Cucurbitaceae
Product: OTU domain-containing protein DDB_G0284757-like
Exons: 10
Coding region: 272-955 (227 amino acids)
Biological process (GO): protein deubiquitination
Molecular function (GO): cysteine-type deubiquitinase activity
Source: RefSeq, a predicted model, not a curated record